Cloeon dipterum is the source of this 3378-nucleotide messenger RNA. RefSeq lists its product as uncharacterized. Bases 1281 to 1844 code for a protein of 187 amino acids. The record is from RefSeq and is a predicted model, not a curated record. The transcript is spliced from 4 exons. Lineage: Eukaryota; Metazoa; Arthropoda; Insecta; Ephemeroptera; Baetidae.
CGCACACCGUAUGCUUGUCAUGCAUCUUGCGCGGCAGCAAAAGCAGGAUAUGGAAAUUUUCGGAAAUAAGCUGCUUUUUGCUCUGAUGAACCGUGCAAAACAAGUGGACGGGCUGUAUGUGUGAUUAAAAAAUUCCAAAACCAAAUUUGGGAGCGAAAAGGGCCUGAUCGAGCCAUGCCAAAAACCCAUAAUUUGAUAGAUCACGUCUUUUCAACGAUUGUUCGCGGUUCCAGAUGGCCAGAAAAAUCCGAUAAAUCGGGAAAAGCAUGUUUUGACAGUUUUUGGAAUUUUUUGGCCGUGAUCUAUCAUCUUUUUGUCAGUUUUUGACUAUAGAUCAGCCUAUAUUUCUCAAAAUUGGCGCUUUAAAAAUUAUUGCUAGCGUGGAAAAUAUUAAAAGAGCAUCCCGCAACACAACUGAUCACCUUUGAACCCAUCUGCAGUGGUACAACAAUUAAUAACGGCAAUUUGCAAAUUGUUCGGGCAGAGGCGCCCGCACACCGUAUGCUUGUCAUGCAUCUUGCGCGGCAGCAAAAGCAGAAUAUGGAAAUUUUCGGAAAUAAGCUGCUUUUUGCUCUGAUGAACCGUGCAAAACAAGUGGACGGGCUGUAUGUGUGAUUAAAAAAUUCCAAAACCAAAUUUGGGAACGAAAAGGGCCUGAUCGAGCCAUGCCAAAAACCCAUAAUUUGAUAGAUCACGUCUUUUCAACGAUUGUUCGCGGUUCCAGAUUGCUAGAAAAAUCUGAUAAAUCGCUAGCAGCCUGUAGGAUACUUAUUAGUAAAAAUUUUAAAUAUGUUGGGUGAAAUUUAAGUAUUUCAUCAAAAAUCAAAUUUUUGCAUCUGUUAAAAGCGCGCCAAUUUUUGUUUGAUUUGUUAUGGCGCGUACCGCAUGUGUUCAAGUGUUUUGUUGUUAUUGUUUAUUGUUGAUGCUGCAGCCCGAAGAAAAUGAAGCCUCUUGGCACAUUCUGGAAGUAUGGUGCAGGUGAAGUUUGUCAAUAUAUUAUUUAGCAGACGGUAAUUAUUGCCCAACAUUAGUGAAAAAAUUAUUAAUGCAAAAUUUUAACUCGCAUUCACAAUUAUUUUUAAACACCAAAAGUUGUCCCGCCAAAUUCAGCCGACGCGCGAAAUUGAUAUUGGCGCCAACACCACCACACACCGCUCGCAGCACUCACUCAACAGCUCAACACACACUUUUGCUUGUUACGCUAUACGCUCAUCCAGCAAAAACCUCUAUACUAGCUGCGCAUAAAUUGUGACCUACUUUUCAAACUGUGGCCACAUAUUAUGUCCGGGAUGCAAGAGAACAACACCUCCAACGGUGCCAAAACACCAUCCAGACAUAGCAUCGGCUCCUGGCAUGAUGACUGGAGUGAGGAAAUGAAACAACACGUUGACUAUGAGUAUCUGCGGCGGGGCCUCAGAGAACCUCUGGGUAAAGGCUCGACAGUCACAGUAAAUUACUCAGGCAACCCUUUGGUCGCCACCAGCAUUGAACUUACAGGAGUGACUCAUUCCAGUCAGCAUCAGCAGACAGAGCUGUGCGCAUCUGCAGCUGAAUCCAUCGCUAAAUCCAAGCACACCAUUUCCAAAAUCAUCCGGCAUAUGCAUCGCAUCGAGCACGACCUUUGCCUGACUCAGAGGGAGCUGAUCCGGGCUGCAGAUGAGGAAUCUCGCACCGUGAAUGCCACAGAGGCCAUCAACAAAAUGCUUGAGGACCUUCUGCUGCAGCGAAAAAAAAUCAAUGGACAAAUUGAUAAUGCAGUAGAUGCUGCGACUCGUCUUGAGCGCAUCAUUGCCUCAUUGUCAGAGCCCAAAGCAAAGGCAGUCCAUCAAAAAGCCAAAAUUUAAGAUUCAUUUUAAGUUUUUCAAGUGCCACUGCUGGCAGUUUAUAUGAGUUUGUAAUAACAGUUUAUUCGUCUUUCUCGGGCUGACGCAAAUGUAUUUUUUUUGAGAUAUUACCCGACUGCUUGUCAAAACAAUCCUUUGUAAUUUUUUUUUCAUAGUAAUUUUGUCUAAACAGCUUUUUCUAAUUUUCUACAAUUUCUUGACUAAAACGACAUCCCGUCUGAUGUAACAUCGAUUAUUUUGCAUUAAAAAUAUUUUUUGUAAACACAAUUUUCUUCACACCCUGUUUAAUUAAUAUUUAAACCGACAAUUUUUAAUUCAAUCGUGUCCGAAAAACUAUACGGCACACGAUUGUCAUCAAAACAAUAAAAUUUAUUACACUUUCACAGUUCUUAGCUCCUAUUAAGGCAUUACGUAAUUUUGUCAAGACACAAUCUUAAUUACUUUUACAGCAUUACCAUCAUUAGAAUAUCAACCCUCAACUAGCAACAAUCAAUCACUGAUUUAUUGUCACAUAACUAUUUCUUUUGCCACCUAAUUUGACCAUUACAGAUUCAAUUCAUCUCUAAUGACGCGAUUUCUAGCAUAAUGAUUUGGUUCAACACAAUUUUUUUAAAUAAUAGUCAUUGCUUCAACAAUUAAAAAGCAUUAUAAACGUUAAAAAAUAAUAAUAAAACACGCUAUUAUUUGCAAUCAAUUCACUGGUUUUUCCCCAAAUCUUACAGUCUAAACACAUCCCGCCCAAAUUCAAGCUUCGCGCGCGAUUUUGAUUGGUCCUAAAAAUAACGCUCCAUCCAUAAAGCCUCCACGCCCACACAGCACCACAGCAACACACAGCACCAGAACCGCAUGCCGCUAACAAACAGUUAAUCCAAUCGCAUCCGCCAGAACGACAAGAACUCCAUGUAAGUUAUUAUCAAAUUACGCUUUUCAAUAUGGAACAAACACAACUUAUAUUUGAUAUUGCAUUAACCCGCUACCACAUUUUGAUUUUACGCAGCACAACAUAGACAAAUUUCCACGCGCUUGCAUGUCCAUUAAAUAUUUUUUGUAUUAGACUAACCUUGUUUACGGGCUGAUUUACCCAUUUCCGCUUGAAUUGUCAAACUUAAUUUAUUCAAUACAUGUUUCCAUCAACCCGCCACACACAUACCAUUACAUAACAAACCAUUACUUUCACAAAUUGAACCACCCUAUUGCACAUAAUUAAUUUCCCCGCAACUAAAUUCAAUUAGUAAAUAAAAAAAUAUAACAACACAGACAAUCGACAAUUUCUCCGGCAAAUAUUAAUGUAAUUCAUCCCGCUUAAAAUUCAUAUCUGCAUUACAGAUAUUAACUGUCCUACAUCAUACGGGUUGUUUCAACAUGAGCAAAUCAGACGAAGACAUGAUUAACCUGGACAGCGACAGCGACAUGUCGACUGCCUCCACCCUAUGCUGCUGGGGUUGUUGCAACGCGCCAAGUUCGCCAACAGCAGCGGCCUCCGAACAGCUUUGUGAUGAGGACUGCAUCAAGCACUUCCAGGGAGGCACAACUG